Messenger RNA from Pocillopora damicornis (cauliflower coral), 1413 nucleotides. RefSeq names its product histamine H2 receptor. Gene Ontology annotation, cellular component: plasma membrane. Gene Ontology annotation, biological process: G protein-coupled receptor signaling pathway. Gene Ontology annotation, molecular function: G protein-coupled receptor activity. The record is from RefSeq and is a predicted model, not a curated record. Lineage: Eukaryota; Metazoa; Cnidaria; Anthozoa; Scleractinia; Pocilloporidae.
AAAAGUGAAACCACUGAAACUCCAAUAUCUGUUAUUCCCUUGACGCGCGCAGAACAUAUUCAGAUAUCUCGACAGAAUCUGUAGUUCAGACAAACAAUUGGGAAUCACGCCAUAAUUUCUUGGCUCUUGAGGAGGUAAAACAGCGGUUUUGCUUUGCUUCAGCUUUGCUUUGUUUCCAGAAUUAAUCAAUAAUGAAUAUUUCCUCGGAAUACAGCGCGAAUACUUCAAUUGACUCCGCAGACGAUUGCGUCCUUCCGCAGACGCAUGGCGUGCUUCUUAUGAUAGUUAAUUCUAUAGCAGCCGUGGUCGGAACCUGUGGAAACAUUAUGGUUUGUAUUGCGGUGCUCACGAGCACUCGUCUUCGUCGCAGCUCCAACUUCCUUCUUCUCAGCCUGGCCAUUGCUGAUUUGGUAGUGACAAUGAUCUGCGAGCCUUUGGUAGCUGCUAUAGUCGCUAAGAGAGCGUUUUCCCAUGAUUGUGCAUCCAGCUUGGAGCUUGCUUACGUUAUCGGCUCAAACCUCUCGUGCUCUGCAUCAGUCAUGCACCUGGCAGCCAUUAGUGUGGACCGUUUCCUUGCCGUUGUCUACCCUCUUCGCCAUGGACGGAUCAUGAACGGUUCUGGUUUGAAGAUCAUGUUAGGAGUUGUCUGGGUCGUAUCUAUCAUUUUCGCUUCAUGCCGCAUUCCAUUCCUUAAGGAGACAUCUUAUCUAGUCUUCGUAAUGUUUGUAAUAAGCUAUGGGUUGAUAAUUAUCUGCUACGCGACCAUCGUGACUUUUCUUGUUAAAGAAAAGCGAAGAAAAAAUAAACUCAGAGCACGACCCACAGUAGUCGUUAAUUCCAAAAUCGAGCGCCGCGUGGCGUCCACACUGGCAGUGGUAAUAGCUAUCUUCACCGCAUGUUGGCUGCCGAUGAUUGUCGUGUUCUUUGCUGCUGGUAAAUCCCUUGUUAAGAUGUAUGGCACUGCUUACAUGUGGAUCCGAUCCUUGGCACUUUCAAAUUCAGCCAUGAACUUCAUCAUCUACAGUGCAAGGAUUCGUGACUUCCGGGAUGCUUACGCUCUAAUAUGCCGAAAGACUCUCCAUUGCUCAUGAUAAUUCGGUCGAUAUAGAGAGUAUCAAGGCUUGAGAUACGAACUAACUUUAAAUGUAAUAGUCAAUCGUUAACUUCUGAUUCAAGACCGGCAAAAAAAAUGAUAAAAUUAACGGUGCGGAAUGCAUCAAGAGGAAGCAAUAAAGAAACGUUGUGAAUUUGUGAAUUUCGAGGUAAACACAUAACAGAUAUUCUGAGCCUUGAGAGAUCUAGAGACACUGGUUCUAAAUGUUUUUUCCUUUAGACCUGACAUAAAAAUCGGCGAGGCAAAUGUUGCAGUGUUAGAAAUCUAGAAACAUCGGUCAAUAUUUUAGGUCAAAAUUU